AUGGCUGCCACAUUGAAGCUCACAGUCGCCUUCCUCCUCCUCGUCUCCGCGCUGGUGGCGUUCGGCGACGCCAAGAAGGCGCCGUGCGCCGUGGUGUGCGUGCAGGGAGGGCACAUCACCUGCGACAACUACCCCGGGCAGAAGCUCGACGGGUGCGACUGCCAGUGCGCGCCCAAGGACGGCAAGGGCUGCGUGCUCCACCUCAACAGCGGCUCCACCAACCAGUGCACCACCCCGCCGGAGUACUGA
This is a messenger RNA of Triticum turgidum subsp. durum (durum wheat), 249 nucleotides long. The record is from the annotation of a GenBank genome assembly. Lineage: Eukaryota; Viridiplantae; Streptophyta; Magnoliopsida; Poales; Poaceae.